AUGUAUAAGCCUCCAAAAGAAGCACCAGCUCUAUCACUGGGAGAGCCUCUGCUUCUCUUGGAACCCACCCCGUCCUGCCCAAAAGAUCGUGAAGGCAUGUCGACCUGCACACCCUUGACCAAACCACCACCAGCGUCUUCGCAAAUGAGUCUACCAGAUAGCGAGACGAGUAGCAGCACUGAGACUCCUCGGCACUCUCCUGUUUCCCCGCUUCAGCCCCUCUGCCUUGACGAUACCCCUCCCAACUACAUCAACAUGAGCAAUCAUAACUUCUUUGAGGCCAAUCAAGUGCCAAACAACGUAUUCGACUGGCAAAUGCACUGUCAACAUCAGUUUGAUCACUUCGGAUCCAUGAAUGUAGAAGGAGAUGACAGGAAUGACAUGCAGUACCGGUAUCUUUACCCCAACAUGAUGGAAUUUCCCGCAGACAAGCCACUCUUUCAGCAAGCUCCCUUUGUAGUCAUCCCUCAACCGCUGAGACCCUUUGAAGGCCAGCUGUCGACGGCGCCACAACCCCAGCAUCCAUCACCUCCAGUGGUUCAGAUUGGGGUUCCCUUCUUAGUCAAUUACGAUGACACCCUCACUUAUGGACCUCAGCGACUUCCCACCCUCAUGGAAGUCGAGGACGAAGAUGACGAGUCUUCAGAAUGCUCCCAAGACCAACUUGAACAAGACAGUGACAGUAGCAUGUCCAUGGAUGCAUGGCAGGCGGGUGACCAUGUUGUCAUCGAGCCGUCUCCCCAAGACCCAACUACAGAAGAAGACGAAGAGCAUGUUGCCAAUGGCAAUGGUCAAUCCACCUGCUAUACCUUCGUCGAUUGCUACCCUGAUCACCAUUGGGACGUUGUUAAUGGUAACGACGUCCUCAAUGAUGCCAUGUAUUAUCAUGUCCUCGAGGUCAACCAUGCCCGUGCGUCUAGCAAUGUUAUGCCUGUUGUCUUUCCUUCCAUGCCGUCGCCGCCUCCCCUGCCUACUGUGGCUCCUUCGUUCUCUGGAGGAAGCCUUGUCAGGCCCCAACCUUUGCGAGUGGUUUGUCCAACAACCAUCGCGCCAGUUAUAAGGCAUGAGGAGGAGGAAGAAGUGGACGCCUAUUCAUCAUCUGCUGAGCCAGCUGGGACGGCGGAUGUGAAGCGCUGUCUGGAAUGGUACCGCUCGUAUUUGGACGAAGAAGGGGAGGCAGCUUUUUGUGGCUAUCAGCACGAACCAAUGGAAGGUCUAUCCCAAGCAGCAGAAGCCAUCCUUCGCUAG
Molecule: messenger RNA, 1248 nt
Organism: Seminavis robusta
Lineage: Eukaryota; Bacillariophyta; Bacillariophyceae; Naviculales; Naviculaceae
Source: the annotation of a GenBank genome assembly